Esox lucius (northern pike) is the source of this 5311-nucleotide messenger RNA. RefSeq lists its product as uncharacterized. Bases 2192 to 3520 code for a protein of 442 amino acids. NCBI's taxonomy places the organism in Eukaryota, Metazoa, Chordata, Actinopteri, Esociformes, Esocidae. The transcript has 6 exons. The record is from RefSeq and is a predicted model, not a curated record.
CAUCGUAGACAUCCAGCGCAAGCGGUGUGUGCACAGGGCACGCAGGCUUCUUCAGGGACCCUGCACAUCCAUAGUAGCGACCAGCUACUACACUCACGUGAAAGUGUGCGCGCAAGAGUCAAUGAAUGUCUGCGCGACUGCCUCUUUCUGUGGUAGAAGUUCCUUUCAACAGCCAAACGUCGCUAUUGUACCUACAAGUUAUACCGGGACAAAUAGGGACAGAGCAAACAGACAAAGAUGAAGGACAGGCAGAAGACUUGCAGACCGACAUGGACUCAAGUGCCACUGGGCCCAAGACGGUUCCUCAAGCCUGUGUCGACACAGGACAAUCACUUCUGUAGGACAAAGCGGGAUUUGUUUGGGCUAACAAGGACAAAUGGAGACUGAUGAACGAUCCAACAGGGAAUGAUGACCAGAUCCAACAGGGGACAGUGACCAGAUCCAACAGGGGACGGUGACCAGAUCCAACAGGGGACGGUGACCAGAUCCAACAGGGAAUGAUGACCAGAUCCAACAGGGGACGAUUACAAGAUCCAACAGGGAAUGAUGACCAGAUCCAACAGGGGACGGUGACCAGAUCCAACAGGGGACGAUGACCAGAUCCAACAGGGGACGGUGACCAGAUCCAACAGAGGACAGUGACCAGAUCCAAAAGGGGACGAUGGCCAGAUCCAACAGGGAAUUAUGACCAGAUCCAAAAGGGGACGAUGGCCAGAUCCAACAGGGGACAGUGACCAGAUCCAACAGGGAAUUAUGACCAGAUCCAAAAGGGGAUGAUGGCCAGAUCCAACAGGGAAUUACGACCAGGUCCAACAGGGGACAAUGGCCAGAUCCAAUAGGGGACAGUGACCAGAUCCAAUAGGGGAUGGUGACCAGAUCCAAUAGGGGAUGGUGACCAGAUCCAUCACUGAAUGAUGACCAGAUCAAACAGGGGACAAUGACCAGAUCCAACAGGGUACGAUUACCUGAUCCAACAGAGAAUGAUGACCAGAUCCAAAAGGGGACAGUGACCAGAUCCAACAGGGAAUGAUGACCAGAUCCAACAGGGAACGAUGACCAGAUCCAACAGGGGACGAUUACAAGAUCCAACAGGGAACGAUGACCAGAUCCAACAGGGGACGAUGACCAGGAUCACCAUGGAGAGAGGCUGCUUCUCACCAGGACCCAUUGGAGGAGGGGUCUGAGACGAGGGCUAUCUCUUUGAGAAGGAGAUGACUAGAGGACACAAGGAGUUUGAGUUUGUAUCCACACACACACAGUCACAUGAAAAUGUUUCAUCAUCUGAUUUACACACGUAUGUAGAUGCUAAUUCCACUGGCUUGCAGAGCGAAAACCCUCUGAGUUGAGGCACAGGGAACAGGUGAGACUGGUGAAGCUCUACAACGCAGUAGAUAAACACACACACACACACGCGUUUGGAUCGCCUCAAGUACACACAGAAGUGGAUCACACAAACACACACACUGGUUGAUACCAAUUAGAGAGAGAGGGUCCACAUUUGGAGUGUCUCCCCCCCAUCAUCAAAGAGAAUAAUUCAGGCCCGUCUUUAUUUGAUUAUGGCCAGUCUCUGUGACCCUGUGGUGGUGGCAGCCUGCAAUACACACACACACACACAAACGCACACACACAUACGCACAUACUCACACACGCAAACACACAAACGCACGCACACGCACAAACACACGCACACAAUUCCUUGCCCCAAUUAGCUCUAGCAUCUGGAGUCUAUUGAUAUGUUGUCAUAGUGUCGAGAGGGAGGAAUUCAUAAUGUUUGCAUCUCAAUCCCAAGGAAUGAUUCAGUCGGUUCAUUAAUAUUUGAUGACUGCUUCUUAAAGCCAGGUAUCAAGUUACCUAGGAUACCUACCCCAGCCCCCACCUCACAGCCCAAGGGGUACAACAUUUGGAGGCACUGCUGAGAGAUACUCUUCGGAGGGCAGUCGUCACUUACCUGGCCGACACUUCCUGAUGCAGUACAUCCCCUAAAACAACCCAGAUCAACAGUGGAGAGUGGAUAGAGUCCCUGCAGUAAAGGCAAGACAGAGGCAAAGAACCAGAAACCUGAGGCCACAGAGAUCAUCAGGUGAAACCAAAGUUCAGUCAGUCUCAAGUAAGCCCCAACUCAGUGGAAAGGCCCACUCUAUUGUCAAAAUGGAGACAACGGUGCUAGGACAUACAAGUUGAAAUUAUCGCCAUGCUAAACCCAUUACCCAAAGAAAAGCUUCUUAGUGUUUGUGAGUUCCUUAGAAUAGCAGAUCAAGAGAAUAUUUCAUCUAAAUCUCGCAUGUCUUUGAUCUCUCAAAUUCUUCAACAUCUCGAAGAAGACAUGACGGAACUAGAAGAUGGCGGCAUGUCUGUACUGUUAAGCCUGAGAGAUCAAAUUAUAGAAGUAAAUACAGUCACUGAAAAGGAGACCGCAGGGCCAAGUGAAGUCACAGAAAAAGAUGGAUUGCAAAGGGAGUUAGAUGAGCUAAAAAGCGCAAUGAAACUAAAAUUGGGUGAAAUUCAACAGCUGGAGGAAGUGAACACAAAACCCAGUGUUGUCCAGCCUCAGCUUGAAAUUGCUGCAUACCCACAACAUUUAGUGAAUACCCAACACCCCAGCCCACCUUGGCGCAAAGAUUUCAAAAUUUCUGGACAAAUUGGUGACCCAGGUAAAAAAGAUAAAUUAUUUUUUUCAAGUUUAGCACACCAAAUUCGUGCCAUUUCCCCAGGCUUACAGUUAAGAAGCUAUCUAGAAGGAAAAUCAAACCUGACUCUACCUACCUUAAGACGAAUUCUGCGCUCUCACUUCCAAGAAAAAAGUGCAACUGAACUUUAUAAACUACUUACCUCUGAAUGCCAAGGAAACAAAGACACACCACAGAAUUUCCUUAUGCGUGUUCUUGACCUGCGCCAGAAAAUCCUGUUUGCAUCCCAAGAAGCAGAAUCAGGCCUCAAAUAUGAUCCAGCAUUAGUUCAAAGCAUGUUCUUACAUACUGUACUCACCAGUCUCCAAAGUGAAAGCAUAAAAGUAGACAUGCAGCCCCUACUUCUGGACCCCAAAACCACUGAUGAGGCUCUGUUGGAGAAAUUAAACAAUGCUUGUGCUAACGAGGCAGAAAGACAAAAGAAAAAGAAAACCAAUGUGCAGCACACACCUACAGUUGUCCAUGCAGUUAAGUCCAGAGGUGAAGUGACUGAGAAGAAACCAGUGUGUGUGACUCAAAGUGUGCAGAAAUCAUCUUUCGACGUGCUAUACGAAGAGCUGAGAACUGAUGUAGCUUCACUAAAAACACUCAAUGCUGAAAUAGCUCACAUCAGGGAAUCAUUGUGGCAACCAGCCUUUGCCUCACCACAAUUUCCCAUUCCUUCACAGAGAACGUCUGACAGAGAAAUUGUUCAGUGUCAAGUGCAGCCCUAUUGGACAUCACCGGGUGCCAACCAAACAAGAGUAAACACUCAAUUUCAACUGCAGUAUAUGCCUUGGCAGUAUUAUGCACCGACUCCUCGUUCCCAAACAAGAAAGUGCUUCAAAUGUUAGCAACAAAGAACAGAGGACCAUUGCAUGCAUUGUUUUCGAUGUGGCAGUGGUGAGCACUUCCAAGCGGGAUGCAGAAUUUGUGGCAUUAAGCCUUCAAGAGAGACUCCUUUAAACGGAGACUGGUUACUUCCGCGGGACAGGGAGUAACCAGAUCUACUGAUCAGUCCCGGGGAUGUGCAGCCUGUGGAAGGACAGAUAGGCAGAUGAAGCAGUGUUCACAAUGUAAAAAAAUACUGUAUUGUUCUAAGACCUGCCAAACUCACCAUUGGGCUGAACAUAAGUAAAUUUGCAUCAACGUAACAAGAUCAGCGUCAAACUUCUCUAUGACAAUGAGUAUUCACACCCCUUGCAGCACCCAGGUUAACCAGCAUUACCCAGUGACGUCAUUAGUUGGGAGGCAAUGUCUCGUUGAAUGUUACCUGCACGGCCAACGAUUUCAAGCACUGUGGGACACUGGCUCUCAGGUAUGUGUCAUUGAUGAAGUGUGGAAACAGGAGUACUUACCAGAAGUACCCUUGAGGGAUGUGUCUGACAUUCUUGAGGCUCCAAAUACGUUGAACCUUGUAGCUGCCAACGGCAUUGAUAUGCCCUAUAUUGGGUAUGUUGAAGUGACAUUCAAAUUAUCAUCACAUGCAACUCACGAAGCUGAACUUAUCAUUCCUGUGCUCGUAGCAAGGGGUCAAAACCUCUCCCACCCUCUCAUAGGUUUCAAAUCGUGAACUCCAUUGCACAGGCACAACCAAACACCGCAAAUAACAACAUACUUGAGAGAACUGUGAAAACUGCAUUCCCCAGCCUAAAGAGGAGCAAAGUCCAGGCAUUCAUUCAACUUCUGAGUGCAGAAAGCUCAAGUGAAUACACAGUAAAGACCACAAAAGGGCAUGUUAACAUCCCCAAACGUAGUACUGUGCAGGUCUCAUGCCGAGUGUAUAUACAGCCAGUUAAAGAGGACAGCACGUUCAUUUUUUAACCUGAUGUGAAUCACCAGUGGCCGGAAGGGCUUGAGUUCACAGACAGUCUAGUGAGGCUGACAAAAGGGGCUCCAACAAAUAUCACAAUUGAGGUGUACAAUGACACUGACCAUGAUGUACCUCUUAUGGGCCAGACUCCGAUCGCUACAGUACAGCUUGUCAAGAAUGUCCUACCUGCUAGUAUGUUGGAGGUGCCAGCAAACCCUACCUCUGUUGGAGUAUGUCACAUCCAGGCUGCGGAUAACUGUCGUGACCACACCAGCACAGAUGAAUGGGACCCGCCCGUCGAUGUCAGCCACUUGAGUAAAUACCAGAGACAGGUAGUACAGCAAAUGCUAAGAGAAGUAUGCCAUUCAUUUUCUAAGUCAGACGAUGACAUUGGGUGCAUCAGAGAUUUGCAAUUGAGUAUCUCACUUAAAGAUGAGGAGCCAGUCAGUCGCAGUUACUUGUCUGUGCCAAAACCCCUGUAUCGUGAGAUGAAAUAAUAUUUGCAUGACCUCAUAGCACAAGGAUGGAUUGAAAAAUCCAACUCAUCAUAUUCAUCUCCAAUCGUGUGCGUAAGAAAGAAAGAUGGCAGCCUUCGUUUAUGCAUUGAUCAUAGAGACUUAAACCGAAAGACUCAACCAGAUAGACAACCGAUUCCAAGAGUUCAGGAUAUCAUGGACAGCCUUGGUGGCAAUUCUUGGUUCUCAUCAUUACACCAUGGGAAGGCCUACCACCAGGGGUUCAUGUCAAGGGAAAGUAAGCACCUAACGGCUUUCGUGACACCCUGGGGUCUAUAUGAAUGGGUGCGAAUUCCUUUUGGGCUGAUGAAUGCUCC